GAUGUCCCUAGCUAGCAGCGAGUUUGUGUCGGACGGGGGGACGGGGCUGGGGAGCCUGUCACCUGUGAGCACGAUGACGUGGGGGAUGAGGAGGAAGAGGAGGAGGGACAAGAAGAAGGCUGGGUCGAGGACGAGCCUCCCGCCUGUUUUGCCACUGCUAUUUGGCGGGCAGAGGCUCAGCUCGGGCCUGUUCUCGGUGGGCAGCGGGCGGAGCGCAAGCCAGAGGAGCAAGGAGACGAUGAGCGGGGCUGGACAGGGCGCAGUGGCGUCGUCGUCGUCGUCGCGGCCUGGACAACAUCGUCGCCACACGUCCAAUGCCUGGGUCGAUGAGGACAGCAUCCACGGCCCGCCGAUGAACGUCUCGCCUGGUAAGCGCAAGAGUAAAGCCAGCCUUCGUCGCGGAGCCAGCGGUGAUGGUGGAGGGCGCGGCAAGGGGCGGCGGUCGUGGCGGCGUAGCUUUCGCGAGAGCUGGCCGCUGAAGACCAUCUCUCCCACGCUGCCCAAGCUUGCCUACUUCAGCAGCAGUCCCAAGAUGAUGGAACAGGGCGGCCAAGCUCAGCACUACCACUUCGACACUGUCCAGACAACGACCAUGGAUCCUCACC
Messenger RNA from Cryphonectria parasitica EP155, 605 nucleotides. RefSeq lists its product as uncharacterized. The annotation marks the transcript as partial. The transcript has a single exon. Lineage: Eukaryota; Fungi; Ascomycota; Sordariomycetes; Diaporthales; Cryphonectriaceae. The record is from RefSeq and is a predicted model, not a curated record.